Messenger RNA from Euleptes europaea (tarantolino), 860 nucleotides. RefSeq names its product X-ray repair cross complementing 2 (gene XRCC2). Gene Ontology annotation, molecular function: ATP binding; four-way junction DNA binding; ATP-dependent DNA damage sensor activity. The coding region runs from base 4 to 834 and encodes 276 amino acids. Gene Ontology annotation, cellular component: centrosome; Rad51B-Rad51C-Rad51D-XRCC2 complex; replication fork. The transcript is spliced from 3 exons. NCBI's taxonomy places the organism in Eukaryota, Metazoa, Chordata, Lepidosauria, Squamata, Sphaerodactylidae. Gene Ontology annotation, biological process: DNA strand invasion; double-strand break repair via homologous recombination. The record is from RefSeq and is a predicted model, not a curated record.
GCUAUGGUGGACGGCCUCGGAAAGGCGGAGUCGGGAGCCCAGCUGCUUGCUCGACUUGAAGGCAGAAGCUUCCUGAAAAAGCUUGAACCGUACCUUUUUGCUGAGGAAGGCUAUCCCAUUCAUGGAGAUAUUGUUGAAUUCCAUGGUCCAGAAGGAACAGGAAAAACUGAAAUGCUCUAUCACCUUGUGGUCCGCUGCAUUCUUCCAAAAGCGGGAGAGGGCUUGGAAGUCAGCUUGCUUUUUAUUGAUACUGACUUCCAUUUUGACAUGCUGCGUCUGGUGACCAUUCUGGAACACAGGCUGUCCCAGAGCUCCGAGGAACUGAUCAAGCAAUGCCUGGGGAGGUUUUUCCUCGUGACCUGCAACAGCAGCGCUCAGCUGCUUCUCACCCUUUACUCUUUGGAAAACAUGUUGUGCUCUAACCCUUCGCUCUGCCUCUUGAUGAUUGACAGCAUGUCAGCCUUUUAUUGGAUCGACAGAGCAAACGGAGGGGAGAACUUCAGUCUGCAGGAAGCAAACCUGCGGAGGUGCUCUCAGUGUCUUGAGAAGCUCGUCCGAGAGUAUCGCUUGGCCUUGUUUGCGACAACCCAAACCAUCAUGCAGAAAUCAUCGAACUCUGCUGAAAGCUCUGCGAAACUCCAGUUUGAGGCAGAUGUGGACUACCGGCCUUACCUCUGUAAAUCGUGGCAACAACUGAUAACCCAUCGUAUCUUUUUCUCCAAACAAUGCCAUCCAGGCAGCACCAGUGGAUUUUCAAUCGCAUCUUGCCAUAUCCCCAGUAACAGUGUUGUAAAGCGCCCAUUUAGCAUUUCAGAAUGUGGAAUCCAGUUUUAAUGGUGGGCUGUUUUUAAUAGUGUACA